AGGAGAUGACCAGAGACUGCGGACACAGUACAGGAGAUGUCCAGAGACUGCAGACACAGUACAGGAGAUGACCAGAGACUGUGGACACAGUACAGGAGAUGACCAGAGACUACAGACAUAGUACAGGAGAUGACCAGAGACUGCGGACAUAGUACAGGAGAUGACCAGAGACUGCGGACAGUACAGGAGAUGACCAGAGACUGCGGACACAGUACAGGAGAUGUCCAGAGACUGCGGACACAGUACAGGAGAUGUCCAGAGACUGCGGACACAGUACAGGAGAUGACCAGAGACUGCGGACACAGUACAGGUGAUGACCAGAGACUGCGGACACAGUACAGGAGAUGACCAGAGACUGCGGACACAGUACAGGAGAUGACCAGAGACUGCUGACACAGUACAGGAGAUGACCAGAGACUGCUGACACAGUACAGGAGAUGACCAGAGACUGCGGACACAGUACAGG
Molecule: messenger RNA, 466 nt
Organism: Staurois parvus
Lineage: Eukaryota; Metazoa; Chordata; Amphibia; Anura; Ranidae
Source: the annotation of a GenBank genome assembly